Molecule: messenger RNA, 6426 nt
Organism: Fonsecaea multimorphosa CBS 102226
Lineage: Eukaryota; Fungi; Ascomycota; Eurotiomycetes; Chaetothyriales; Herpotrichiellaceae
Exons: 7
Coding region: 1-6426 (2141 amino acids)
Molecular function (GO): protein binding
Source: RefSeq, a predicted model, not a curated record
AUGCUUGGGCUGUUGCGGCAACCCUUCGGGCAAGAUUCUUCGGCGACCAAGGCCGAGAAACAAUCUAAUAUGUCUUCCUCUUCUUUUCGACACGUCAGCAGCUCGUCGACAAAAGGCUUCGAGUACUCAUCAACCUCUUCUAUUUCCAAUGGCGUUAACGGUACCAAUGGCGUGAAUGGGGGCACAUACUCGGCACUUGCCCCCCCAGAUAUUCCAGACAGCACAGUCCGGUCAGCUAAACCAAUGCCCUCAGUUUUCAUGCAGCGACCACGUGCCAGCACAGAUCGCACGUCCUCCUUCGGCGGCCUGGAGCAAGUCAAGGAACAGCUAGCGACUUCUCGCAACCAUGCCUACCGUGUGCUUGGCUCCAACUUCAGCGGCUAUGCAUUUGACACUUCCAUUACUGGACUCCUUGAAUGGAUUCGGGACGAAAGACUCAUCAGACUUCCCCACAAAGGUGGUUCUUGGGAUCGUGUGCUCAUCGCCGCACAACACUUUGCGGAACAAGUUCACAGAUUUAACAUUGCCAUUUCGACCUUUGAAUCCGACAUCAACGCGGCUACGAAUCUGGUUUUUGGCCAGUGUCUUCUACUGCUAGAGCUUGGAAGCGACAAUGCUCCGGCACUGGAGACGGUUUUCAACCUCUUCUACCAGUUCGGCCUCGAAUUGUCGCCACUCUUGAAACGCGUCGACAUUAUUACCUCUUCCAGACUGAUUUCCGACAACCUCUCCAAAGCCUUUUCGGAGCUCUUGUCUAUCGUGACCGGAGUGGCCAUCACAUUCUGGCAGAUCGUUCAUGGGAACAACUCGUCGACAAAUCUCGACAUCUUUUCCACUUUUAGCACGUCCAUUGAGAGUUUCCGCUCUCGCGUCUCUCAGUGUUCUCAGGAGAUGUGGAAUUUCAGCCUGACAGCGAGUGGCUUGAAAGAAACCCAUAUCCUGGAAGCCCUGCAGGCCUGGCUGGCCCCACAGGACACCGUUCUGGCAUUCCUAGCCAGCAACAACAUCAACAUCGCCAGCCGCCCCGAGCAAUUCACCUGCACAUGGUUCCAGUCCCAUCUGACAAACUUCAUGCGCAGCGGAGAAAGCUCGCUGAUUGUUGAGGGAAAGACGGGCACAGGCAAGACGACGCUGGCGAACUGGACGGUCGAUCGACUUCAACGACCUAUCGGCCGUAAGCUCGUUUUCCCUCUGAGCUUUUUCUUCAACAGCAACAUUCCUGCCCAGGCGAACUCCUUUGCGCUGCUCAAAACUCUCUUGUGGCAGAUUUUGUCUCAGCGCAUUGGAGAUAUCCACCUGUACAAGGCCUUGACCGAGGCGUACCACGAGUUCAAGGAUUCCAACGCGUCGCAUAAGAAUGAGGAGAUCCUAUGGACCGUCCUCGAGAAGGUCCUGUCGGCCAUUGACGAAGAUGAGACAAACACCCUUGUCCUCGUUGUUGACGGUCUUGAUGAAAUUUCUGGACAGAAACACCACGCCCAUGCUGUUGCCAACAGGCUCCAUGACUUGGCUGUGAAGAUACCUGGCUUACGCUUGAUCCGCUUCUCCCAACCACUUGAAUCGACCCAUUCGAAAUCGGAAUACGUCAAACUCUCGACAGAGACUAUGAUCGAUGACAUUCGAACGAUUGUGCGCCGAGAGCUUGGUGACCUCAAGUCGUUCGCCGCAAUUGAAGACGGCGCCCAAGAGUCUGCCAUCGACAAACUGGCAGCCGCCGCUGAUGGCUCUAUCCUAUGGGCUUGGCUUGCUACCCAAUAUAUCGGGCAUCAAAAAGUCCAUUCUACAUUUGACGAAGCUCUGCAAACUGUCGUCACCAGUCUGAAGACUGUGCCGGACCUGGUGGAGAAAUUGAUGUCAGUCCUUAGCGUCGAUGCACGGGCGAAAAGCUUGCUUUCUAUUACUCUAGCUGCAGAAAGGCCAUUAUUGCUCUCAGAACUCGAGCUCUUACUCCAGGCUCAGCCAGGCCGCCUCGAGAUGGAUGAGAAGAGCGUCGACCUGGGCGACGUGACCGCAUCUGUGGCCCCCUUCACCAUCAGAGGCGAAGGCAUGCUAGCCAUCAGGCAUGCGGCAAUCAAGACUGCCUUAAUCACGGUCGCUGAGAAAUCGAAGGACUACUUGCUGGUGAAGGAUCGACACAGAGAUAUGCUGACUCGCAUUCUGAUCCAUGCAAAGACUUCUCUCAGAGAGGAUCAGGAGCCGACGCUGGAUUAUUUGGACUUCAGCAGAAUCCAUCGUCCCUCUCACUCACGUCAGCUGCUUGAGUAUACCGUGAGGUACUGGAUUGUUCACUUCAGGCAAUCCUCGCUGCUGAAGCGUGGAUCAGAUCUGGAUGUUCCAAAAGAGUUUGCUAACAUCUUCCCUUCAACUGUGACUCUGGCGCUCUUGGAAGAAGCUUGCUGGCGUGCACAGACAUCGCCAAGUGAAGCCGCCGAGCUUCACGCGCUUGCCUAUCGUGUUCGUGUGAACCUAUUCGGCCAAGACCACGCCUGCGUAUUACAGGCAGCCAUUGUUAUUGCGAAGAUUUAUGAGACAACUCUAUUUCGACUUCACGAUGCGGCGUCUUGGUACAUGACAUCAAUCAAAGUCGCUACCAAGAUACUGGGGUCGCAUCACGAUCUCGUUGUCCAGCUCUGUCUGUGCUUGUUGCGGGUGACAGAAAGCUUGGUAACGAAAAGCAGAAGCCAGAUCACAACUUAUCGUGAAGAGACACUGCGAAUCCUCGUUUCCGCCUAUACCUACCGCUACGGUGCGAGCUCGAGAGAGGUGUCUGCAUGCUACAGACAGUUGAGCGAGCUCUAUGUUUUCAUCGGCGAGACUGAAAAGACCGAAGAGUUCAAGCAGAAGACAGGAACGACUGCUGUUGAUGAUCAGGCCGUCCAAGAGAAUGGCGACAAGGUGUCUCGCAGUCUGGAUGUCACCCUCCGCAAGCGCAAGGAGAAGGAGCUCAUUGAUACUUUUGAAGGAUCCUUGUUUGCUGGCUAUCAAGAAGAAACCGCAGAGUCCCUCACCUUGGCGUUGGUUGAAGGCAUAUUUGCCCGUGCGACAGAGUUGAUCAAACGCGAGGACUAUGAAAAGGCGGAAGAACUAUACAUUGAACUCUGGUGGAAGCUGACAGAGCACUGCGCUAGUGUCAGGACCCUGGAGUGGCACCAGAAGAAGCUCGAGUUGAUGCUGGCGUAUGCUCGCUUCUUACAAUCCCGCAACCGCGUCGAUGAAGCCUCUUCUGUUCUUCUGUUCGCCUGGAAAGAGUUCGAGCACAGCGAAUUCUCAAUGUACGAGUCCAUCGUCCGACUUCUAAAAGAAAUCGCCCUCAUCAUGAAGACCGUCAAGCUCAACACUGUGGCUCUGUCUGUCUAUCAGAAAUGUUUCUCCUACUACAAGAACGUCAGUGAAACCACCUUCGUCUCGGAAAUUGAAGAGCAAAUCACUGCCACAUCGAUGGAGAUCAUCAAAUCCUCCACCACGACAGUCAGCGAAUCUACCGAGGUGACCAUACGAGAGGUCUUCGAACAUACCAUUACAACCACUUCCGAGGUUACCCACUCCACUUUCGAACUGUCCAAAUCAUUGACAGGCAUCUACAUUGAGCAGAGCCGUUACGCACAAGCCAUAACAGUCCUCGAAAGCACAAUGAAGAAGGGUUGGGCCGGCUUGUUCAAUGACGCUCUCGAGAGCAUUACUCUGCCUUCCAAAUUCUCCACCGAGAGCGUCAUGCUCGCUGUGCGCUUGGCAGAAUGCUACGAACAACACCAGGUUCUGGACCAAAGCGAGCAGAUCUACCUGAGACUCUAUCGCGCUCAUCAUAAGUCCCACAGCAUUGACAAUCAUGCCGUGGCCCAAUAUUCCGAAAUGUAUGUGGCGUUCCUGAAGCGUCACGGGCUCCACGACCGCAUCAUCAGCUUCUAUCAGGAAUUGUUGAUCGACUACCGCAACUUCUACGGCAAGAGCGACAAGAAGACAAUAACUCUGCUCUAUAACCUUGCAGACACUUGCCGGACCCACCAUCUUGUCCAUAGAUACUGGGUCGAGUACUACCUUGAAAUCGUCAAUGCCCUGAACAAAGGUGACCUGAUCAGUCAGAAAGAUGCACUCCGUGCUCUCAUCAUUGUCGCGGAGCAUUACUACGAGAGCCGGCGAUUUACAGAAGCGUUGAUCCAUUUCAAGUCAAUCGCGGCGACAUUCAUCAAGUUUGGUACUCAAUACGAACAUUUCGCUGAUGCCGCAGUCGUCCAGCGCCUGCUCGAGAAGUAUUACACCUCUAUGGAAGAGACAAAGUUGGAUGUCGACCAACACGUCAGGAUCUUGCGGGAGGUUCGUGAGGCUUGCUUCAAGUACUACGGAGAAAAGUCUGUGAUCUCGAUUAUCACAACGAGCGCAUUGGCUGAGGCGUGUUCGAAGAGUCAAGAGUAUUGGUUUGAAUCCAUCCGCUACUUCGAAACAGUGUCGCAGCAUUCCGAAAUGGUCUCCGUCCAGACAAUCGAGCGAUCCAAGAGCAUGAUCAAAGAGCUUUACAUCAAGCAAAUCACGUCGACGAAGUCCACAACAUUGAGCAAAGAGACUGUCGAGAAGGCCGAGUCGCUGUUGUUUGAAAAGUAUAUCUCGAGCCGCCGAGCGCAUGAGUACACGCAGACGAAGACGCUCAAGCAACUUCAGCAGCUGAUUGCCAUUUACCACAAGCAACAAAAGACUGAUCUCAUCGUCAAGGAGCUCCGAUCUCUGAUUCUGGACAUUGUCCUGAAUGUUCGCACAACGGAAGAACUAGUGUACGUGGCUGACUUCCUCGCCACAAUCUUCAUCAGCUACGAUCUCCGUCGCUACGCCCUGGAGAUAGUCCGGGAUCUCAAACUCCAAGCCAUCUAUCGAUCUGCACCCAAGACUUCCGCGUUCCACGGUGCGACAAUUGGGCGGGCUUGCUUCGCUUUCAUUGCUGCUUUUGAGUAUCACGUUCGCAGUGAUCAUACCCUCAGCAUUGCACAUAAUAUCGCCGAGUUGGUGGCUGAGCACUUGUUCUACGAGCGCUUCGUCAGGUCCAUUAAGGCCAAAGCCAAGCUGCAGGCGGUCUUCGUCCAUGCGGCUCGUCUGCGCCAUAUUCUCGCCCGAAACAACCGCUUUGAGGACUUCACCAUCAUCGAAACACAGCUGAUUGACUUCUUUGCUGCCACAGAAGUCUCGGUCUCCAAGGCUGUUUCGCGGGCAGCUCUAAAAGCAUUCGUCAAUGUCAUCACGAAAUAUGCGGCCGAGCAUCCAAAUGUCCACUUCAAGAGUUUCGUCGUUGCCGCCAGCUACGCAGCAGUUGACCAGCUUCGCCUCUUGUUGAAGCAGAACAAGGACCAGGAAGCUCUUGAUCUUGCCACCUGCACAUUCAAGUUCCUCAUGGCGCACGAAGGCCUUGAUGAUCCCACCGAAAUCCGUCUUGGGUUCCAGCUGUGCCUCAUGACGGCCGGAAGGGGCGAAUUCGCAUACAAGAGCAGCAGUCCCAAGGUCCAGAGUGAAAUGCUUGCGCUCUCUCAGCAGAUCCUGGCCGAGGUUUUCGACAUCUGUAAGAACAACAACAUCAACAUCGCCCGCGCGCAGCUCUCCGAACUCAACGAGCUCAUCAACUUGAUUGGUGAACACAAGGACUAUUCCCGCCUCUCUUGGCUUCUCAACACUCUAUGGACGUCCCGCGAAGGCCAAAGUUCCUGGCCACAGGAUACCAUCCUCGACCUGGGCUUCCGCCUUGUUCAAGCGGAGUUCAGUGCCGGCAACUACAAGCCUGCUCUGCGCCUGUGCGAAGACAUUGUCUACAACAUCAAACGUGUCCACGGCUCAAGGAACCCGCGCUUGUACUCGUGCUGGAAUCUUCUGGCAGAGCUCUACACGGGAUACGCAAACCAUUUGCUGGCCGAAGCCGGCAAACAGGAACCCGCAACCAAGAAGGCGACGGAACAGAGCGCUCUCCUCUACCUGCGGAAAGCGGCCGACGUGCACCUCACUGCGCUCAAGCAGCUGGUCGAUGCCGAUGCAGCCGACACGGGUGAUGACGACGACUACGAGCUCGACGUCGGCAUCAGCUUGAAGAAAUCAUCCAGCACCGCGACUAAUGGCGCCAACGGCGCCAGCUCGCAGGGCAAAGUCAACGGAGAAGACCACAAGCACGUGCGCUCCUUCCAGAACCGGGAGGAGGAGCUCGAGAUCGUGCGCAGGCACCUCCGACUACUCAAGCUGGCGCUCCAGCGCGCCGGCGGCUUCUUCAAGUCGGCCAAGGAGUACGAGGCCUUGACGCAGAAAGUCAGCGCGCACUACGGCGAAGACCUGAAGCUCAAGGACCUCGAGUGGAAUGCUGCCAAGUGGAAAGUCGAUGGACUACCCCUGGGCCAGGCCGAGGGCCAGAAGCAGGAUGGCGUGUACCGUGUGCCUGCGCACUGGGAAAUCCAUGUUGCUUGA